AUGCUGAUGACGUCACUCUUCUGGGUGACAAUACACAGUCCAAAACGCUUUAAACCGCUUGGCGAUAGACGUCUCCAGACAUGGAUCGACCAGCUGCUUCGAUGGGAUCCGGCUAACUACUCAAAUAUUCGCGAGGUUCGAAUACCCCCGGAAUUGAUUUGGACACCGGAUAUCGUACUCUAUAACUAUGCUGAUGAACGUUUGAAAGAGCGACGUGACGUCAUGCUCAAUGUGGACUAUUUGGGUCGUGUGUUCUGGAGUCCGCCAGCGAUCUUCAAAUCAAACUGUCGCAUUGAUAUACGCAAUUUUCCGUUCGAUUAUCAAUAUUGCUUCCUCAAAUUUGCCUCAUGGACACAGAACAGCGCGGAGUUGGAUUUGCAAUUCCUGGACAAUUUGACCGAGGUUGACGUGGAUCAAUAUACGUCGAGCAAUGAGUGGACAAUUGUAGCCCGACCAGCGCGUCGUUUUGUCAUGAUGUCUGAGGAAUGUGGAAAAUCGAUUCCGGAUCUCACGUUCUUUUUAUUUCUCAAACGCAACCCGGCAUUCUUCGCCUACUUGUUGGUGUUUCCCUGUGUAUUGCUCAGUCUGCUCACAACCGUGACAUUUUGGCUACCACCACAUGUGCCGGCAAAAAUGUUGCUAAGUUACUUCUACUGUCUCAAUUUGACCCUGUUGAGUUUUUCCACCUUUGUCUCCACUGUGGUCAUCAAUAUUCACUCGUACGGUCACAAAAGCGGCCCCGUACCACCGUAUCUGGCUAGGCACAAAUGGUUUAUGCGAGCCUGUUGCGAGUAUCCGUCGUCGCCCAACUCAGCACUAGCCGCCCGGGAUUAUGGUUCGUACAACAAAUGA
Molecule: messenger RNA, 852 nt
Organism: Echinostoma caproni
Lineage: Eukaryota; Metazoa; Platyhelminthes; Trematoda; Plagiorchiida; Echinostomatidae
Source: the annotation of a GenBank genome assembly